Messenger RNA from Misgurnus anguillicaudatus (oriental weatherfish), 2332 nucleotides. The record is from RefSeq and is a predicted model, not a curated record. Lineage: Eukaryota; Metazoa; Chordata; Actinopteri; Cypriniformes; Cobitidae.
AGAAAGAAAGAAAGAAAGAAAGAAAGAAAGAAAGAAAGAAAGAGAAAGAAAGAAAGAAAGAAAGAAAGAGCGCGCGUGUGAUGUGUUUGUGUAUCCUCAGUGUUUUUCUCUCUUGCGCGUUUUAUUGAGUGUAAACAGAGUCUUGUCAUUGUGUAUUUAAGUGUUGAGACGUUGAUGAUGAGAUGUGCUGUAAAUCAGUAUGAACUGAUCUGUCCAUGCUGGAUAUAUUGAUGAUUUCAUCACAGAAAUCUCUCAGCUGAAGAAAGAAGUGGCGUUACUGGAGACAAAGCUGAGGUCAAGAUGAGAUUUAGCAGUGAAUCGAGAGGAUGUGGAUUGUUGUGAAUCUUCAGUGUAUGUGACAGUAAACAGAGCUUACAGGAGGAUCAAACCUCCACAGAGUCUCUGGAUUCUGUCUGUAACGCUGGAGAACAGCAGCAGAUCCUGCAGACCAAACUGAAGAUGUGUUCAGUUAAACUCAUCGACUGCACGAACCUCAUGAUGAAGAUUAAAACUGAACCCACAGAAAUCAAAACUGAACCCACAGAAAUCAAAACUGAACCCACAGAAAUCAAAACUGAACCCACAGAAAUCAAAACUGAACCCACAGAAGAGGAAGAUCCCACUGAUGAAGAUGAUGAUUUUAUUCCAUCAGGUGUGAAGAGUGAUUCAUGUUUGGAUAUAGAAAUAACGUCCUCAACAUCAAAAGAGCGACUGACAGCACAAACUCUUUCCUGCAUCACCUGUGGAAAGACAUUCAGCUCACAGAGACAUUUAGAGAGACAUGAGAGAAAACACACAGAACAGAAACUAUAUACCAGAUCUGAGAUCAGCUUUACUACCUUACAAGAGAAGAAACUUCAUUCAGAAGACCACAGAGAGAAGAAGAAGAAGAAGCAGUUUCACUGUGAGCAGUGUGGGAGGAUUUGUGUCUCUUCCUAUAAACUAAAAGUUCACAUGAGGACACACAGUGAUGAAAAGCCUUUCAACUGCACUGAAUGUGGAAAUUACUUCAGAACCAAAGACAAUCUUCAAGUUCAUCAGAGAAUUCAUACAGGAGAAAAACCUUACGAGUGUCCUCACUGUGAGAAGAGAUUUAGGCAUAAAUGUGGUUUGAAGACACAUGUGCUUUUACACACCAAUGAGAGACCGUAUCAGUGCAGUGAAUGUGACAAAACCUUUAGGGAUUCACGUUCAUUAAAAUCACACCAGAUUACUCACAUUAAAGAGAAACUCUAUCAGUGUUUACACUAUGAUAAAUGUUACAGUCAUAAAUAUCAGCUGAUAACCCAUCAGAUAGUUCACACUGUAGAGAAACCUUAUCACUGUAGUGUCUGUGGGAAGAGUUUUAGUCAACAUGAAAGUUUAGUGACACACCUGAGGACUCAUACAGAUAAAAAACUUUUCAGAUGCUCUCAGUGUGACAAGACGUUUAAUUAUUCAUGUAACUUAAAAGUCCAUCAGAGAGUUCAUACUGGAGAGAAACCUUACGUCUGCGCUCACUGUGGAAAGAGCUUCUCUAAUUCAUCUCAUUUAAGAGUCCAUGAGAGAAUUCACACUGGAGAGAAACCUUAUCACUGUAGUGUCUGUGGGAAGAGAUUUAGUCAAGUGUCUGCAUUACUAAAUCACAAGAGUAGACAUACAGGUGAAAAAACUUACAAAUGCUCUCAGUGUAACAUGACAUUUCAAUAUUCAGGUCACUUCAAAGUCCAUCAGAGAGUUCACACGGGUGGGAAACUUAACAUCUGCACUCAUUGUGGAAAGAGCUUCACUAAUUCAUCUAAUUUAAGAAUUCAUCAGAGAGUUCAUACUGGAGAGAAACCUUAUCACUGUAGUGUCUGUGGGAAGAGUUUUAGUCAACGGCCAAACUUGCUUAAGCACCAGAGACUUCAUACAGGUGAAAAACCUUACAAAUGCUCUCAGUGUGACAAGACGUUUGCUCAGUCAGGUUCCUUAAAAACGCAUCAGAGAGUUCAUAUGGGAAAAAAAAACUUAAGGGUGACAGAGAAUGAAAAAUCGUUUUUACCUUGUGUUAAUUGAAUAAACAGUAAUUACCUGCAUUUACGAACAUAGGAAAAGUGCUAGACAAUCUGAACAUCUCCGUUUCAUAGAAAUUCCUACUUUAGAAAUGUCUGCCAAAAAAUGACUCAAUCUGAACAAUGGAUACAUGUUACAUAAAAUGGAUCUCCCUGCUCCCCCACUCUCAUUAAACCCCCCCCCCCCUCAAAAUAAUUUUGUAAAAAAAAAUUCUGUCCUUGUUCUGAAGAUGGUGAAGUUUACAUUCUUUUGAGUGGCAGCAAAGGCAGCCAAUCAGCAUCAAGUGCUUGCAUUUCAU